Pipistrellus nathusii (Nathusius's pipistrelle) is the source of this 3144-nucleotide messenger RNA. The record is from the annotation of a GenBank genome assembly. Lineage: Eukaryota; Metazoa; Chordata; Mammalia; Chiroptera; Vespertilionidae.
AUGGCUGUGACUCUGGAUAAAGAUGCUUAUUACCGGCGAGUGAAGAGACUGUACAGCAAUUGGCGGAAAGGAGAAGAUGAAUAUGCUAACAUUGAUGCCAUUGUUGUAUCAGUGGGUGUUGAUGAAGAAAUUGUUUAUGCCAAGUCAACUGCCUUACAGACAUGGCUCUUUGGUUACGAACUAACAGAUACUAUCAUGGUCUUCUGUGAUGACAAAAUCAUUUUUAUGGCCAGCAAAAAAAAAGUGGAGUUCUUGAAACAGAUUGCCAACACCAAGGGCAAUGAGAAUGCUAAUGGAGCCCCUGCCAUCACAUUGCUGAUACGAGAAAAGAAUGAAAGUAAUAAAAGCAGCUUUGACAAAAUGAUUGAAGCCAUUAAAGAAAGCAAGAAUGGCAAGAAGAUUGGAGUGUUCAUCAAAGACAAAUUCCCUGGAGAGUUCAUGAAGAGCUGGAAUGACUGCCUCAACAAAGAGGGCUUUGACAAGGUAGAUAUCAGUGCAGUUGUGGCCUAUACCAUUGCUGUAAAGGAGGAUGGGGAGCUCAACCUAAUGAAGAAAGCAGCUAGCAUCACCUCUGAGGUCUUCAACAAAUUCUUCAAAGAAAGAGUCAUGGAAAUAGUUGAUGCAGACGAGAAAGUUCGACACAGCAAACUGGCUGAAUCUGUGGAAAAGGCCAUUGAAGAGAAAAAGUACCUAGCUGGGGCAGACCCCUCUACUGUGGAAAUGUGUUAUCCUCCUAUCAUUCAGAGUGGUGGCAACUAUAAUCUCAAGUUCAGUGUGGUGAGUGAUAAGAAUCACAUGCAUUUUGGUGCCAUCACUUGUGCUAUGGGUAUUCGUUUCAAAUCUUACUGCUCCAACCUUGUUCGCACUUUGAUGGUUGACCCCUCUCAGGAAGUUCAAGAAAAUUACAACUUUUUGCUCCAGCUUCAAGAGGAGCUGCUAAAGGAAUUAAGACACGGUGUGAAGAUAUGUGAUGUUUAUAAUGCUGUCGUUGACAUGGUUAAAAAGCAGAAGCCAGAACUGUUGAACAAAAUUACUAAAAACCUAGGGUUUGGAAUGGGAAUUGAAUUCCGUGAAGGCUCCUUAGUAAUUAAUAGUAAAAAUCAGUAUAAACUGAAGAAAGGAAUGGUUUUCAGCAUCAAUUUGGGCUUCUCAGACCUAACUAACAAGGAAGGGAAGAAACCAGAAGAGAAAACCUAUGCCCUAUUCAUUGGUGACACAGUUCUUGUGGAUGAGGAUGGUCCAGCCACUGUUCUCACUUCCGUGAAGAAGAAAGUAAAGAAUGUGGGGAUUUUUCUAAAGAAUGAGGAUGAAGAAGAAGAGGAAGAGGAGAAAGAUGAGGCUGAAGACCUUUUGGGAAGAGGUUCACGGGCAGCAUUACUUACAGAAAGAACACGAAAUGAGAUGACUGCAGAAGAGAAGCGAAGAGCACAUCAAAAAGAAUUGGCAGCUCAACUCAAUGAGGAAGCAAAGAGGCGACUGACUGAACAGAAAGGAGAACAGCAGAUUCAGAAAGCUCGAAAAUCUAAUGUGUCCUAUAAAAACCCAUCUUUGAUGCCUAAGGAACCACAUAUUCGGGAAAUGAAGAUCUAUAUUGAUAAGAAAUAUGAGACUGUAAUAAUGCCUGUGUUUGGCAUAGCAACGCCUUUUCACAUUGCCACAAUUAAGAAUAUAAGUAUGUCGGUGGAAGGAGAUUAUACUUACUUGAGAAUUAACUUCUAUUGCCCAGGCAGUGCUCUGGGCAGGAAUGAAGGCAACAUUUUUCCUAACCCAGAAGCCACUUUUGUCAAGGAAAUUACAUACCGAGCUUCAAAUAUGAAGGCACCUGGAGAACAGACAGUACCAGCCUUGAACCUUCAGAAUGCUUUCCGGAUUAUAAAAGAGGUACAGAAGCGUUAUAAGACACGGGAAGCAGAAGAGAAAGAGAAGGAGGGCAUUGUGAAACAAGACUCCCUGGUGAUCAAUCUAAACCGGAGUAACCCCAAACUAAAAGAUCUAUACAUUCGGCCAAACAUUGCCCAAAAAAGGAUGCAAGGUUCACUGGAGGCCCAUGUCAAUGGUUUCCGCUUCACAUCUGUUCGAGGAGACAAAGUGGAUAUUCUGUACAAUAACAUCAAGCAUGCAUUGUUCCAGCCCUGUGAUGGAGAAAUGAUUAUUGUCUUGCACUUUCACCUCAAGAAUGCCAUCAUGUUUGGGAAAAAGCGGCACACAGAUGUACAGUUUUACACAGAAGUGGGAGAGAUCACCACGGAUUUGGGAAAACAUCAACAUAUGCAUGACCGAGAUGACCUCUAUGCUGAGCAGAUGGAACGAGAAAUGAGGCACAAACUGAAAACUGCCUUUAAAAAUUUCAUUGAGAAAGUAGAGGCUCUAACCAAGGAGGAACUGGAAUUUGAAGUGCCUUUUAGGGACUUGGGGUUUAAUGGAGCGCCCUACAGAAGUACUUGCCUCCUUCAGCCCACUAGUAGUGCGCUGGUAAAUGCUACAGAAUGGCCACCUUUUGUGGUGACAUUGGAUGAAGUUGAGCUGAUUCACUUUGAGCGGGUUCAGUUUCACCUGAAGAACUUUGAUAUGGUAAUAGUCUACAAGGACUAUAGCAAGAAAGUGACGAUGAUAAAUGCCAUUCCUGUUGCCUCUCUUGACCCCAUCAAGGAAUGGUUGAAUUCCUGUGACCUAAAGUAUACAGAAGGAGUACAGUCCCUCAACUGGACUAAAAUCAUGAAGACUAUUGUUGAUGACCCUGAAGGCUUCUUCGAACAAGGUGGCUGGUCGUUCCUGGAGCCUGAGGGUGAGGGUAGUGAUGCUGAGGAAGGGGAUUCAGAGUCUGAAAUCGAAGAUGAGACUUUUAAUCCUUCAGAGGAUGACUAUGAAGAAGAAGAAGAGGACAGUGAUGAAGAUUAUUCAUCAGAAGCUGAAGAAUCAGACUAUUCCAAGGAAUCAUUGGGCAGUGAAGAAGAGAGUGGAAAAGACUGGGAUGAAUUAGAGGAAGAAGCCCGAAAAGCGGACCGUGAAAGCCGUUAUGAGGAGGAAGAAGAACAGAGUCGAAGUAUGAGCCGGAAAAGGAAGGCAUCUGUGCACAGCUCAGGCCGUGGCUCUAACCGUGGUUCCAGACACAGCUCUGCACCCCCCAAGAAAAAGAGGAAGUAA